AGAUUCGGCGCAUGCGCGUCGCGGGGUCCCGAAGGCGUUGCCGGGAAACCUUCCGCCUAGAGCUGCGGUGGGACCGGCGGACAUGGCGGCGGCGCGGCUGGCCGCAGCCUUGCUGCUACUCGCGGCCCAGGCGGCCUGUGAGUUUGGCGUGCUGCGAGUGGUGUCCCAAACCAGUAGGACCCGGGGCAGGGACUACUGCAUCCUCUACAAUCCACAGUGGGCCCACUUGCCACAUGACCUCAACAAAGUUUCUCUCCUGAAGCUUCGAGACUUGAGCGCCACCCAACUCUGUUCCUACCUUGACGUCCCUGCAGAAGACUUCACCAACCAAAUCGCACUGGUGGCCCGGGGCAACUGUACCUUCUACGAGAAAGUGCGGCUGGCCCAGGGCAGUGGAGCACAUGGGCUGCUGAUAGUCAGCAAGGAGAAGCUGGUCCCUCCAGGAGGCAACAAGACACAGUAUGAGGAGAUAAGUAUCCCCGUGGCCCUGCUAAGCCACAGGGACCUUCGAGACAUCUUCAGGCGCUUUGGACAUGAGGUAAUGGUGGCACUGUAUGCUCCGAACGAGCCGGUGAUGGACUACAACAUGGUCAUCAUCUUCAUCAUGGCCGUGGGCACUGUCGCCGUCGGUGGCUACUGGGCCGGCAGUCAUGAUGUGAAGAAAAGGUACAUGAAGCAUAAGCGAGACGAUGGUCCUGAGAAACAGGAGGAUGAGGCGGUGGACGUGACGCCGGUCAUGAUCUGCGUGUUUGUUGUCAUGUGCUGCUUCAUGCUUGUGCUUCUCUACUACUUCUAUGACCGCCUGGUCUACGUGAUCAUUGGGAUCUUCUGCCUGGCCUCCUCCACUGGUCUCUACAGCUGUCUGGCACCCUGUGUGCGCAAGCUGCCCUUCUGCUUGUGCAGGGUUCCCGACAACAACCUGCCGUACUUCCACAAGCGCCCACAGGCCCGCAUGCUGCUGCUGGCACUCUUCUGUGUCACUGUCUCCGUGGUGUGGGGUAUCUUCCGCAAUGAGGACCAGUGGGCGUGGGUCCUGCAAGACACCCUGGGCAUUGCCUUCUGCCUGUACAUGUUGAAGACCAUCCGCCUGCCGACCUUCAAGGCCUGCACACUGCUUCUGCUGGUGCUCUUCAUCUAUGACGUCUUCUUCGUCUUCAUCACCCCCUUCCUGACCAAGAGCGGCAACAGCAUCAUGGUGGAGGUGGCCACCGGGCCCUCGAAUUCAUCCACUCAUGAGAAGCUGCCCAUGGUGCUGAAGGUGCCCAGGCUGAACACCUCGCCACUCUCCCUGUGUGACCGGCCCUUCUCCCUCCUGGGCUUUGGAGACAUCUUGGUGCCAGGGCUGCUGGUGGCCUACUGUCACAGGUUUGAUAUCCAGGUGCAGUCCUCCAGGAUUUACUUUGUGGCCUGUACCAUUGCCUAUGGCCUGGGCCUCCUGGUGACCUUCGUGGCUCUAGUCCUCAUGCAGCGUGGCCAGCCUGCACUACUCUACCUAGUCCCUUGCACACUGCUGACCAGCUGCACUGUGGCUCUGUGGCGCCAGGAGCUGGGCGCCUUCUGGACGGGCAGCGGUUUUGCGGUGAAUACCAGUUUGCUAUGACUGCGGUGAUAGCCCCCUAAGGCCGCCAGGUCAAAAGGAUGCACCUCAGUCCCCAUGGGCCGCAACCCAGGGACCUGUGCCUCGGAAGGAUGUGGGCGCCUCCCUCUCCGAGCAGCCUCCAGGUGAAGAGCUAGCCAAGAGCCCCCUGUCCACUGAGGAGGCAGAAACCGGAGAACCUGCCAAGGAUCCUGACAGCCCUGUGGCCAAUCCCCUCAGCCCCUCAAAUGGGGACCAGGCCCAGCCGAUCCCUGUGGUAAAGCCAGGGACUUCGGCCUAGGAAGAGGAGGUGCGAGAGCUGGGCCCUCGCUGCCUUCCAUGCCACACAGAUGCCGGCCACCUGGGACCUGCAGGGGACAGGGACAGCUGCCACCUACCAGGGUGGCAGACCUGCUCAAUGUCCCUCCUAACAUGGUGCUCAGCCCUCUGAGGCCUCAAGUCCACCCUCUCUGCAGCUGCACCCCAGCCCAGCUCUGCUUUGCACCAGGCCAUGAGCUUCACUUGCUGCCACUCCAUGCAAGGCCGCUGCCUCUGGGGCUUUGCUGAUGCUCGCCCUGCGGAUGCUCCUAUGGCCACGCCUCCCUACAUAGGACUGGGCUCUCUGGGGCCAGAGCAACAACCCCAACAAGCAGGUUCCUAUGUUGGGAGCAGCCUUGAGGGGACCUAUAUGUGGGCACCCUGCCCAAGGGCCUGGGCCUACACAAGGGGCCCAAACCCCUUCAGGAGAGUCCACGCCAAGAUGGAGUUGAGAAUGUGGGCCACUGCUCCAAGCCAGCGAACGGCUCCAGCUCCAGGUUCUGUGGUGUGCGGCAUAGUGGGAGCUGGCCAGAUGUAGAUGGGUCCACAUCCCCAGCAAAUUGAUCACUUCAGACGUGAGAGUCUUCCAUGCAGUGGCCACUGCCCUCUGCCCCAGCAGUGGCUUCUGGACUGGCAUCUGUCCUCUACCUCACCAACCAGGCUCUGGACUCCAUGACAGAUCUGCCUGCAGGGAGCCCACCACACAUGCUGCAUGUCACCGAGGCAGAGGCCACGGUCCCCACACGCUGUGAUAGAACCUGGGAACCAUGGCCACCCACACUUGCAUGGAAAAGGGUGUCUGCUGCAGGGUGACAAGCAGUGACAGCUGGGGGGGUCCUCCCAGAGCUCUGGGGAUGGUAGGAGGGGGGAGGUCCCCUAGGCACCCUGUCUAACCAGAAUGGAUAGGCAGAGGAGCACUGGGGCCCAGCCACCUGCUUCUGCCAUUGGACUUGACAAGCCAUUUUGUACUGGGUGUCCAAGCAGUCCUUCCACCUCUGGGGUGGUCGGAGGUGCUCUUCGAGGUCCCGCCCAAGGGCCCUGGCUUUAGGUUGUCAGGAGAUUAAACAGCUUUUCAUACUCACA
Molecule: messenger RNA, 2977 nt
Organism: Mastomys coucha (southern multimammate mouse)
Lineage: Eukaryota; Metazoa; Chordata; Mammalia; Rodentia; Muridae
Gene: Sppl2b
Product: signal peptide peptidase like 2B
Exons: 15
Coding region: 83-1600 (505 amino acids)
Biological process (GO): membrane protein proteolysis
Cellular component (GO): cytoplasmic side of endoplasmic reticulum membrane; lysosomal membrane; lumenal side of endoplasmic reticulum membrane
Molecular function (GO): aspartic endopeptidase activity, intramembrane cleaving
Source: RefSeq, a predicted model, not a curated record